Phycomyces blakesleeanus NRRL 1555(-) is the source of this 843-nucleotide messenger RNA. RefSeq lists its product as hypothetical. The record is from RefSeq and is a predicted model, not a curated record. The coding region runs from base 1 to 843 and encodes 280 amino acids. NCBI's taxonomy places the organism in Eukaryota, Fungi, Mucoromycota, Mucoromycetes, Mucorales, Phycomycetaceae. The transcript has a single exon.
AUGGGUAAAGGAUCUUUCUUUGGCAGACUCAAAAUUGGCAAAAAGACACGAAAUGCCAAACUUCUAGCGCAACCAAACCAAACACAAUCCCCUCAAUCCCUCGGAAAUACUUCUAGUAACUCGUCAGCUUCUUCGUUCCCUCGAACACCAACCGAAGAUACGAGCAAUGAAGGCCGAGGCAUCUUCCGGACACUAGAGGCCGUCUGGUAUUUCCGUACAUCGCUCAUUGCAGAUUCUCCUUACAGAAACGAAUGGACUCAGUUUGAUGCUCAGAGCCAGAUUAUGCUCACACAAGCAGCAUUGACCAGCACCACAUGUCUUCUGCCUCUCAACGCAAGUUUGGGAUCAUGUAAUAUCUCAUUUGCCAAAAAACCCAAUCGGGGUCGGUCCAUACCGUUGACAUCGAGUAUCCAGACAAAUGAUCCAGAUUGUGAGACCAUUAGGACACUUGAAAUUGAUGUCGACGUCCGCCAGAUAGUAUCUCCAGUGUGGUGGUAUGAGGACAAUGCCUACGACGGUACAAAGGAGAUGGCCAGAUUUGAUUACAAGAACCAGGUCCGGCUAGAAGCACUUUCGGACGACAAGGAUAGCUUGAUUCUAACCGACGCGGCUUUUCCUCAAUCUUUCACCGUCGUACUGGGCUCUUCCAAAUCUCGACAAGCCCAAGAGGAGUGGCGUGGAUUUAUGCAUCUCCAUCCCGCACCGCCCAUUGAAUACAUCUAUGAUAAUAUAAUGCCCCCAGAAACCGGAAAUAUUGAAAGAUAUUAUGAUGACAAACGCUCUACUGCCUUUGAACAGUUUCUUGAGUUUGAUGUGCCUCUGCAACGUCAUUUCUCAGUUUAA